AUGGUUGUAAUUUCUCUAACUGGAUUCCAGAUCAAGUCAAUGAUUGCAUUCUGGAAUGAUAUCUGGAAAGGAAAUUAUCCUCUGUCUAUAUCUUUCCCAUCUCUCUACAAACUUUCAAUGAACAGAGAUGCAAAGAUGGUUGAUAUGAUCUCUACAGAUGGCAGUUGGAUGUUCAAUUUUAAACGUAAUCUCGUGAGUGCAGAAGUUAACUCUUUGGCAGAAUUGUUGGUGCUGAUUGGAAGUAACCCACCAGCUCUGGAUGAACUUCCAGAUACAAGGCGUUGGACGUUAAACAGCUCUGAUAUUUUCACAGUAAAAUCUCUUUAUUCUAAUCUCACCUCAGACUUUGGCAUCCCUGAUUUCCCACACAAUUUUGUAUGGAAUAGUUCUAUACCUCCUAAGAUCAAUUUCCUAGUGUGGUGUUUAAUCCAUGACAAGCUAAACACCCUGGAUGUGAUGCAGAUAAAAGGCAUUGAUAUUUAUAACUCCUGUGUUCUAUGCGGCGACGACACUGAAUCCCAGGAACACAUCUUCCUGCAUUGUAAGAUAGCUCAUAGGGUUUGGUCUUCGGUGUUACCAAAAGAGGGUUGGUCUUGGGCAAUUCCAAGAAAUAUGCAGAUGCUUGCUCUAGGAUGGAACCAAGUUCAUUUCACCACUGCAGGAAAAUUUCUCUGGGAUCUAAUUCCAGCAGCAGUAAUCUAUACCAUUUGGUCAGAACGUAACAGGCGCAUCUUUGAGAUGAACUACAACUUCAAGACAGACUCCGAUCUUUGUAUAGAAGCAAAGUCAUUGAUCCUUGCUUGGGCGAGUGCUUCAGGACAACGUAUCCAGAAUUUCUCUAGCACCAUUUUUAAUAACUGGGAUGCUCUCUUCAUGUAA
Messenger RNA from Papaver somniferum (opium poppy), 879 nucleotides. RefSeq lists its product as uncharacterized. The coding region runs from base 1 to 879 and encodes 292 amino acids. NCBI's taxonomy places the organism in Eukaryota, Viridiplantae, Streptophyta, Magnoliopsida, Ranunculales, Papaveraceae. The record is from RefSeq and is a predicted model, not a curated record. The transcript has 2 exons.